Paramuricea clavata is the source of this 6124-nucleotide messenger RNA. NCBI's taxonomy places the organism in Eukaryota, Metazoa, Cnidaria, Anthozoa, Malacalcyonacea, Plexauridae. The record is from the annotation of a GenBank genome assembly.
AUGGCUUUAGUUUUCGACUUCAAGAACAGUAAUACAAAAUCCUGGUUUAGGAACAACCUGGGAAAACUUCUCCAGAAAAGACUGGAAAUCCGACUCGCAGGAGAAAAGGUCUACGACAACAGUGGAGAAAGCUUACUGGAAGUCUACAAAGACCUAUGGCUACACAACAAGCAGCGUGACGAUAUGGUAGAGGAUGGUAUCGCCAGCGAAGCCACGAGGAAGAAAAUAUCCAAGGACGACGCUGCAAACGAUGAUGCAGAGGCUACCGCAUUGUUCGGUGUAUUCGGAACAAAACAGAAAAUCCGAAUCAACAAGAUCCUAAAAGAUCACGGACUUUAUGCUCCACACAACAUGGCAAACGACCUACAAUACGUGAUCACCCUACCUGCAGCGACCGAAAUCGUGAGCGCAUAAGGUGGGGAAUCUGUGGAAGGAUACACCCUGGAGAACAUCGAACUGGAAUACGAGCACGGUGGGCACAAAAGACAGCUAAUUCGGCCACGUACAAAUAACUUUCUGUCGUUAACUUGGAAUAUCACGAAACUUCCUCACAGGAUAGAAGAUGCAAUUCCUAAAAAUCCUAUCGUUUUUGUUUUUCGAUUUGGUUACAUUUUGGCAGAAAAAUGACGUGCUAACUUUGGCGCCAAAAAAGUAAACACGAGCUAAGAACAUGCUAGUAACUUUUUUGAAGAGGUUGUCCUAUAAGGAUCUCAAAACUGUAAAAACAUUGAAAAUACAACAAGGCAGGGCGAAGAUAUGGCGAUUCAAAAUUCGAAAAAAAUCUAUUUUUAGUAACAAAUGGCGGUUUUUUCAGAAUUUUAAGCACCAUAUCUUUGCACUGCUUUGGCGUAUUUUCAAUAUUUUCACAGUUCUGAGAUCCAUAUAGGACAAUCUCUUCAAAAAAGUUCCUAGCAUUUUCUUAGCUCGUGUUUAAUUUUUGGCGCCAAAGUUGGCACGUCAUUUUCCCGCCAAAAUGUAACAAAAUCGAAAAACAAAAACGAUAGGAUUUUUAGGAAUCGCAAGUUCUAUUCUGUGAGGAAAUUUCCUGAUAUUCCAAACUAACGACAUAAAGUUAUUUGUACGUGGCCGAAUUUGCUGUCUUUUGUGUCAACCGUGGAGUCCAUCGACAACAUCGAUCUCGCAAGGAAAGCCGAGGGUCUGUACGGAUCCAAACGCGAGUUAUCCUUCGAACACGUUACCCUAAUGAAGAAGACGGAAUGGAGCAAAGAUUCCACCAUCAUCAACGAAACGAUAAACGUACCACGCAGGAGUAUGAAAGCCAUCGUUAUGCUAUUUACAAACAAGACAAGGACAGACAGCGAGGAAUACAUCUACCCCAACAUCGAAAAGGUUAAGGUAACCGUAGAAGGUGUUCCCAAUGCAGUCUAUAGUCAGGGUAUCCCCAAAACAAGACUGUACGAGGAGGCAAGGCGACUGUUUGGUACCGACGAAAUCAGUCAUCAGACACUAACCGGAUUCUUCAAAGACAAGAAAUUCGCACUAGUCAUCGACCUAAGAACCGCAAGCGAUGCUAACACAUACGGAAACGGUGCAAAAAUACAGAACACUCAAUCCGGAAUACUGGUGGAGAUCACAAAGAAAGCCACAACUGCAAACGUUAUAUGUUACCUGUUCGUCCUAUCCAACGGUGUUAUCAAGAUCACAAACGGACAACUUGCUGGAAUAAGAUAUUAAAUUAUUUAGAAACUACAGUUUUUUCAUACCCAACAGGGUCUGAAAAUAUUUAUGCCUGAUCGUCGGCCUCCGCUCCUUCCUCAGGAGGUGGUUGUUCGGGGGUCCCACGAUAGACAUGCUUUACCGUCGUUACUCCACCGCUAACAAUACCCAGGUAGGGUAUGUAUGGGGACAGCUUUGCCACUACACUUUUAACAUCACUCUUAAACAGUUUAUCCUGAUUUAAUUCCUCCCUCAAUUCAUUCCCACUAUCCACCACACUGAUAGCUUCCAUGAGAUCCGAAAAUUUUUCAAUCAAAGCCUCUGCCAGCACCACAUUUGCCUUUUCCCUCUGUGCGGUAAUGUAUUCCCUCCGUACUUUCAUGAUAACCUUCCCGGAUGCCUUCUUCAGGUAACUCUCGGACUGUUUAAUCUCUCCCGCAUUGGACAGGCGAAUAAGCUCUGCCCUACUGUCCUCUGUGAUCUUAUCAUAAGCUGAAGCAAUUCCACAACGAAGACCAUCUAUAAUUUCUUUUACCUCAGUGUCUGUAACUAAAUUAAAAAACACGGAAUGAUCACCAUAUUAUCCAUAAGGUAUGACUUAUAACAACAGGAUGAAUUAUCGAUAUGUACUAGAUAAAACAUGAGCAGCCGAUCUUUAUCUGAUACACAAACUCGAGCCGAAGGCGAGAGUUUGUAUAUCAGAUAAAGAUCGGAUGCGAAUGUUUUAUCGUGCUUAAAAAGCGACCCAUCUUAUGAGUUCAUUGCCGAAGUAAUUUUAAAAAUAAACAUUGGCUAAGCCGAGAAAAUCAAAGUUAAAAUUUAUGUAAAUCAGGACAAAUCCGUAUCCGAUUUACAAACGUUGAUUAAACAUGAAUUGUUAAUGAUUUUUUAAUAUUAGAUAAGUUAGGGCCAAUAUUGCGAAUAUAAUUGGAAAUAUUGCGGUUGUUAACAAUAAAGUAUAGUGACUUUUUCAUAGCUUUUUUCGUAUUUAUUACCUCAAUAAGAAUUUUCCAGGCAUGCUUUGUGUUUGUCUUAACACGCUUUAAUUGCUUUUCCUAUAAUACAUACGUUUGGCAAUUCUUAGCAAGUGUUUAAUUUAUUCUUAGAUGUUUUUUUAUUCAUAAUUAUUUUCACAUGGCUGGUUCAUAUAUUUUCGAUGUAGUUUGUUUUUCUCCGCUUUAUUGACUUCAGAAGACCCUUUGAGACCCAUGGUUUUCUUGAUUUAUGCUUUGAAAUUUUAAUUUUUUUUAAUGGGAAGCAAGAGUUAUAAGUAUUUGUAAAUUUAUCCAAAAACACACUAUACGCAUGUCGAGGAUCAUUAUUAUGAAACAUCGCCGAGCAACAUAAAUAAUCACUAGUCCAGUGAUUUAUUAAGAAAGGAGCUCCAAUAUGAUCUUCCUUGUAAAACGUUGUAGUAAACGUCUGUAUUCACGUCUACGCGAGUAGAAUGCGUAUUCUGCAUGCUCCUUAAUUCGAGUUGAUUCCUCUCAACGAAUGAGAACACCGACAGAGAGAGGCAGAUCUUGCUUAUCUAGCUAAGCUUCGAAAGUAAAGUACUGAUGAAUUACAUCAUGGAAACUGAAACCACGAUCGAGUACUAUCGCUGUGAUAGUAGGACGUGGCGUAUUUUUCAGACUAGCUGUACUUUUUAAUAUUUCGCUAGAAAGUUGAUUUUCUAUGUUUACUUUAAAGUUUAAGAAAUAAAGGACAAUUCUAAUAUUCUUCACGGUUUCGAAAAACUAUUUUUACCAAUUUCCCACGGCUUCGACCGGACAGUAUAGCACAAAAACCUUCCGGAGCCCCCCUAGAAAUUGAUCGAGAGCCAACUAGUGCGGGCUUGAUAAAAAAGGAGGUGGAGGGAAAGUAAUGGUUCUAAUGGAUUUUUGUGCACGGAACUGUACCAUGAUGAAAGCCCCUAGCUACACACCGAGAAUAAAUAGAAAUAACUUGCCAAUUAAAAAAUGGCAUAGAAACGUGCUUGUCUUAAUAGAGAGUUUACGCAUGUAAGACGGCAAUGUCAGGACGACGGCUAUCAAUACAAUGACAUUAAUCCUAUAGCACAAAAGAAAUGAAUAAUUAAAAGUAUAGCUGGAGUUUAAGACGUCGUCCAGGCUCUGUUGACGACGGCAAAAUGCAUAUUUUCACGUUUUGUAGAGUACUCAAGCAUUUCAAGCCGUGGCAGGCGAUACUUCUGGCAGAGUUCAUCAAAAUUGCUCUGAAAGUUAAAGUUCUGUUUUAGGCCCGUUUCAUACGCCGUACUUCACAUGUGCCGAAUACAUUAAAGACAAUAGAUAAUGAGAUGAAAUACCUCAUUAUCUAUUGUUUGUAAUGUAUUCGGCACAUGUGAAAUACGGCGUAUGAAACAGGCCUUACUCUCUCUAAACUGUAUUAAAUUCAUACGAAAGUAAAUACAAGACAAUAUUCCCAUACAAUCAUUUAUAUCAAACAGCUUGUUUAGCCGUCGUCCUGACACCGCCGUCUUACAUGCGGAAACUCUCUAAUGGCAUUGACGUGUGUGGACUGCAUGUCUGUGGUAAUAGCAAUGAAUACCCUCAGGGGAAAAUUCUAUUUUCAGUUCAAUACUGUAGAUUCCAUGAAGAUACUACAAACUGUCAACAUCAAUGAUGAUGGCGGCGUGUGCAUCCUUGCCUAGAAUUACAUUCCAACUAUCUCCGUAUCUAAAACACCCACUGGCUGCUACUGGUUGGAAGGUGAGAAAUGAAAAUAAAAUAACAUGCAAUAAAGUAAUUUAUUUAUAUCUGGUUCACACAGAAGCGAAUAUUCUUAAACAAUUACCCGAAAGGUGAGCUGUUCUCGAAAUAUACAAGUAGCCAAGUAGGAUAUCAAAUUACAUAAGAUCACGUAUAUGCAUUUAAGACAUACCUAAUUUCUUUAUUAAACUCAUUAUAUAAGACUUAAGACCAAUAGCAGUGGCAUUGGCAAUGGAUAAACUAUCAUAUCUGUUUUAAGGUAUAUGAAUAAUUUAAUGGCAGGUGAUUUUAAAAUUCAUCUUACUAAAACCUGCAAACCAAUUAGAGUUACCUUAAAAGUUUACAUAGUACAGUUGAAAUUUAUAGUAACGAAGUGUCGGACAUGUGGAAUAUAUAGAUUUUCGUAUAAAAUGUAGGCUACAUUGUCUACGCACGAUCGCGAUUGUCCAUGAUUCAAUGAAGGGCUAUUGCUUGCUAUUAUACAGGGUGUAUCAAAAAAACCGCAACCUCGUAAUUUCCUAAGAAAUCACUUUGCAAUUCUUAAGCAUAAAAGAUUUUAGGCCCCUGGGAAUUGAAAUCGAAUUAAAUUGCUAAUAGAUCAUAUUACUGUUGUUGUGCAUUAAAUAAAUGCAUAAAUUUUGCUUUACGCACUCGCGUGUGCAGUAAUUUUGACAGUUAUGCUAUUUUAAAUUCCCAGGCGCCUAAAAUCUUUUGUCUUUAAAACAAUGUCGAUGUCUUGGGAAAUUCCGAGGUUGCACUUUUUUUGAUACACCCUGUAGUUCUCGUCCCGAAAUCAAAAGCGUAUACUAUACUAUACAAUACAAAACAAUAGAAACUCCGAAGAAAUUCAUAUUUUUAGUCAAUUCGCGUGUGCUGUAGUUUUGACAGUUGUGCUAUUUUAAAUGCUCAGGCGCUUAAAAUCUUUUGUCUUUAAAACAAUGUCGAUUUCUUGGGAAAUUCCGAGGUUGCGUUUUUUUUAUACACCCUGUAGGUUGUUAAAAGGCAAAACUAAUAGUGGAUUUAAAUUAUAAAAGUGUUCACACGAAUUGAUAUGUCUAAAAAUCUCAGAGUCUUUCGAAUCAGAGUAUAUAUAGUCUGUAGCUAUUCAAAUUAACUGUAGGCGACAACGAAGAAAGCUUACCUGACAGGUAAAGUACUCGUUAUACUGAUGACGAUGUAACUGCAUAAUUAUUCAGUAUAGGUCAAUAACCUCUAUUAAUUUCAUUAUACAGGGUGACCCAAAAAACCCAAAAACGAUUGAAAUAACAUAUUGUUACAAUUUGAAUGUCUCAGCACUCUGGUAAACCAACGUCCAACAAGUGCAUAAAAGCUUGACAUAAGUAUAAAUUUUUAUGCCGAAAAGGAACUGUUUAAGAAACUGCUUUAAAUUCCCAAGAGCAGAAAAUCGUGCGUUUUAUAAAGAUAUUUGAAUUUCAUAAUAAGUCAAUAUUUACAAUUACACCCUAUCAAUAUUUUACGCAUCUUUGCGUUCAGCUAAAGCCUGGCGCACACGAUGCGAUUUUAGUCGGCCGAUAAAAAUCGUUUGACUAAAACUAACAAAAUCGUUGUGUGUGCGGUGUCAUUUUUAAUUAACCGAGUUUUGUUGCUCGAUUUUAAUUAAUCGGACAACAUCAAAACGUUUUGACAUUAUACGAUUUUUAUCGGUGGAAUUUUAAGUAUAACCAAUCAGAUUUCAUGCCGUGAUCACGUGCUUGUAUUUAUUUAUAAAGCUUGAC